Molecule: messenger RNA, 462 nt
Organism: Strongyloides ratti
Lineage: Eukaryota; Metazoa; Nematoda; Chromadorea; Rhabditida; Strongyloididae
Product: Nascent polypeptide-associated complex NAC domain-containing protein
Exons: 3
Coding region: 1-462 (153 amino acids)
Cellular component (GO): cytosol; nascent polypeptide-associated complex
Source: RefSeq, a predicted model, not a curated record
AUGAACAUAGAACUUCUUAAGAAGCUUCAAGCAAACGCUGAUAACAUCCGAAUUGGAGGAAAAGGAACUGCACGAAGAAAGAAGAAGGUUAUCCACAAAAGUGCAGCAACUGAUGACAAAAAACUUCAAGGAUGCCUCAAAAAAAUUUCCACCACAAAUAUUCCUGGAAUAGAAGAAGUUAACAUGAUCAAAGAUGAUGGAUCAGUUAUCCAUUUCACUAAUCCAAAAGUUCAAGCUUCUGUUGGUGCCAAUACUUUUGCCAUAAGUGGAGCUGGAGAAAACAAACAAAUCACUGAAAUGCUUCCAUCUAUAUUAAACCAAUUGGGACCAGAGUCUCUUGCUCAUCUUAAGAAAUUGGCUAAUAAUGCUACUAGUCAAUUCAAAGCUCCUGAAGAAGACGUUCCUGAACUUGUUGAAAACUUUGAUGAAGCGUCAAAAGAAGAAGCUAAAGAACAAGAAUAA